Fusarium fujikuroi IMI 58289 is the source of this 312-nucleotide messenger RNA. RefSeq lists its product as uncharacterized. NCBI's taxonomy places the organism in Eukaryota, Fungi, Ascomycota, Sordariomycetes, Hypocreales, Nectriaceae. The record is from RefSeq and is a predicted model, not a curated record. The coding region runs from base 1 to 312 and encodes 103 amino acids. The transcript has a single exon.
AUGCCUACAACACCAGAAGAUAAUCCGAACUGUUACAUGGUGACUGAACACGGCGACAGUUUCGUCCCAAAGAACGCUAAAUGGACAUGCAAUUUUGGAGGACUUGAUCGACCCUACAAGACGCCAUGCGGAGGGAGAAAUGAAGACAUAGAGAACAAAAUUUGUUCUAAAUGUGGCAACUUACGUUCGUACGGUUCGACUGCCGACCUUGGGGAGAAGAAACCUGGCUGUGAUAAACCAGAGCCGCUUUGGAUGGUCGACGUUGAGGACGAUGGCAGUGAAAGUUGGACAAUUCAUUUCAUUAUUGACUGA